AUGCAGGAGCCCAUACGGUGGUCUCUCGGACAGAGAGGAGAAGGUCUCUGUACUCUCAGUUUGCAGGGUUUUUACCCCAAGCCAAUAGAAAUCAAGUGGAGCUGCCGUUCACACAGUAAAGUAACAUCCAGAGAAACCUAUGAAGACAAUCCAGACUCAACCCAUAAUGUGAGGAGUCAGUGCACCGUCCCGGAGGAGGUCAUCACCGACCAUGACUUUAAGAUCAUAGUCACCUGGAGCCACGGAUCACUGGGUGGACCAGAAAGGAGAGAGAUGUACAUAAGGGACGCAGGUCUACCCUGGCGCCCAGAAGUCGGUGAGAUAUCCACACCAAUUAUCUUAGUCAAUAAAGAAGUAAACGUGCACUGUGACAUCAGCGGAUACUUCCCCAAUAAACUGACCGUGACCUGGUUUGUGAAGGAGAGAGGACGCGAUGAUUAUGUCCCCGUAGAAAAGUACAAAUGCCGGAUCGAGCCCAUAGCAGCCCAAUAUUCAGAUACUGGAUACCGCUGUAAAGCCUCAUUACACGUCCCCUCAUUUCUCAUACAUUACCAUGGGAUUCAGUUCAUGUGUGAAGUACAGCACCCGAGCCUGGAUCGCCCCAUAGAGAGAAGCACAGGACCUCUCUUCAUCUCAUUGACUCCGCGGAUGGUGAAGCCGGUGAAGUUAACCCCCGAUGCAUCAGACACAGUGACGUGCUCCAUGAGUUUAUUAAAGUUUUAUCCAUCAAGUAUUAAUAUUACCUGGAAUAAUAUGGCAGAUAAUAAACCAAUCCCUUCAACCCAGACGGACGAGGAACAGACCUUUGAUGCUACAAGUGAAUGCACAGUUCCCUGGAAAGAUUUCCGCUCUGGAGUGCGAGUGACUUGGGAGCAUGAAUCCCUGACAUCUCCUCAGCAUCACGACCUCCCUGUAACAGAUCUUCCCUGGCGUCCGGUCGUUGAAGAAAUAGAGAAACCCGUUUUCCAUGUGAACACUGAAGCCAGAUUACAGUGUAAAAUCUCUCAGUACUUUCCAAAUGAUCUCACUGUGACCUGGUACAUGAAGAAGACAAAUUGGGAAUAUGAAAAGCUAACCGAGGACACUAGACCCACAGCAGAGAGACAGCCUGACAACACGUACACCUGUACCGCCAGCCUGGUAGUCAGACCAUCCAUACAAGACUAUGAUGGAGCAGAGAUCAUCUGCAGAGUGCAGCAUCCGAGCUCAGAGCAACACGUGGAGAAAUCUACAGGACCAAUACAAGUCUAUGCUUCUCCCAGGAUGCAGGAGCCCAUACGGUGGUCUCUCAGACAGAGAGGAGAAGGUCUCUGUACUCUCAGUUUGCAGGGUUUUUACCCCAAGCCGAUAGAAAUCAAGUGGAGCUGCAGUUCAGACAGUGAAGUAACAUCCAGAGAAACCUAUGAAGACAAUCCAGACUCAACCCAUAAUGUGAGGAGUGAGUGCACCGUCCCGGAGGAGGUCAUCACCGACCAUGACUUUAAGAUCAUAGUCACCUGGAGCCACGGAUCGCUGGGUGGACCAGAAAGGAGAGAGAUGCACAUAAGGGACGCAGGUCUACCCUGGCGCCCAGAAGUCGGUGAGAUAUCCACACCAAUUAUCUUAGUCAAUAAAGAAGUAAACGUGCACUGUGACAUCAGCGGAUACUUCCCCAAUAAACUGACCGUGACCUGGUUUGUGAAGGAGAGAGGACGCGAUGAUUAUGUCCCCGUAGAAAAGUACAAAUUCCGGAUCGAGCCCAUAGCAGCCCAAUAUUCAGAUACUGGAUACCGCUGUAAAGCCUCAUUACACGUCCCCUCAUUUCCCAUACAUUACCAUGGGAUUCAGUUCAUGUGUGAAGUACAGCACCCGAGCCUGGAUCGCCCCAUAGAGAGAAGCACAGGACCUCUCUUCAUCUCAUUGACUCCGCAGAUGGUGAAGCCGGUGAAGUUAACCCCCGGUGGAUCAGACACAGUGUCGUGCUCCAUGAGUUUAUUAAAGUUUUACCCAUCAAAUAUUAAUAUUACUUGGACUAAAAAACAUAAUAAUAAACCAAUCCCUUCAACCACAAAACCAAUCCCGGUGGACAAAGAACAGACCUUUGAUGCUACAAGUGAAUGCACAGUUCCCUGGAAAGCUUUCCGCUCUGGACUGCGAGUGACUUGGGAGCAUGAAUCCCUGACAUCUCCUCAGCAUCACGACCUCCGUGUAACAGAUCUUCCCUGGCGUCCGGUCGUUGAAGAAAUAGAGAAACCCGUUUUCCAUGUGAACACUGAAGCCAGAUUACAGUGUAAAAUCUCUCAGUACUUUCCAAACGAUCUCACUGUGACCUGGUACAUGAAGAAGAAGGUGAAGAGAAAUCUAAACCUAACCGAGGACACUACAACCACGGCAGAGAGACAGCCUGACAACACGUACAGCUGUACCGCCAGCCUGGUAGUCAGACCAUCCAUACAAGACUAUGAUGGAGCAGAGAUCAUCUGCAGAGUGCAGCAUCCGAGCUCAGGAGAACACGUGGAGAAAUCUACAGGACCAAUACAAGUCUAUGGUAACGAGAAGAAGAAGGAAAACAAGAAAUAG
Molecule: messenger RNA, 2559 nt
Organism: Bufo bufo (common toad)
Lineage: Eukaryota; Metazoa; Chordata; Amphibia; Anura; Bufonidae
Exons: 9
Coding region: 1-2559 (852 amino acids)
Source: RefSeq, a predicted model, not a curated record